AUGACGAGGUGUGGCCAUGCCUACCAGGCCUUUGUGACCCGCGGUGGCAUCAUGCCCGGAGGCCAUUGUGACAGGGGGCCGUGCGAUGACCCAGAGGGCUCUUGUAGGGCCAAAGCCCUGGCAUUGCCACUCCCAGGAGAGCAGCUCUCUGAGGAGGCAGCAUCUCUCUCUCUCACGAGGCAGCAGCUCCUCAGGAGGAAGCAGCUCUCUUGGGUGCCCUUGGCCAGUGUUCACCAGAGCAUCACCAAAAUGUCAAAGAGACAGGAGGCAAAUGCCCACUGCCAGUCCCGUGAGGGGCAGCCGCUGCUGUCCAAGCAGCAACAGGUGCCCCAGAGGCUGCCGCAGGCAGCAGCGGAGGUCACAUUGGUGACCAUCAUGCCCCUCCACGGGGACAGACUGGUUCCCAGACAGGACACCUCACGGACACCAACAGGACAGAUAACAAAGGAGGCCAGCCUGGAGAGUGGGCAUUCACUGCCCCACAGUGGCACCGUCACACGGACACAAAGAUUGUCUGUGUCAGACUUGCCGCCUCUCCACGGCCCUCCACUGACAGUGACACCUCCGUGCUGGUUCAGGCCUGAAAUGCCAAAAUCAGCCUCGGCAAGGGUCAAGCUGCCCCCUCUGCCAGCAGCCCCAGCAGCCUCGGCGUCUUCUCCCAGACGCAGACCACGGUCUGCGGGCCCUGUCACCAGCCGCAGCCGAGAGCUUGUGACACCUUCUCCAUGGGGCUCUCUGGCUGCUGAAAGGGCCCAGCUAACACCCUCCCCGCACAGCUCAGCUGAACGGCUCUGGCGAGGGUCAGCGGCACGGCAGGGCCAUCGCCUGCCACCCCUGCGAGGUGCAGGUGGCGCGCCGCUGUGCACAGGGACCCAGCCUGCCUGGGAGCACCUGGGGCACAGCGAGACGGAGGAGCUCUCUGAGGUGCAGGAAGAGCACGGUGGCAAAACGUCCAGAGACCUGUUUAGAGGCCUGGCCCCGUGCCUGUGGGAAGACACAUCCAUCAGGUCCACUGGCACCCAGGAGAACUCAAGUGUGCGCCAGGAGGCGGAUCCACAGCCCCACGUGCUGCCCAGCGCUCCCGGCUUGACCGAAGGCUCCACAGGAGAGACGGGAAACUCCUCUGAGCUCCUGUCUCCUGGCCUGAUUGCAGAGCUGUGCUCCACCUCUGACAACUCAUGGCUCGGGGACACUUUGCUAAAGGACCCAGAGAAGUGCGAGGAAGAAGAGUUUGCAGACACAGAGGCUGCAGGAGAAGAAGACAGAGACUCCCAGAUCAUGUCACUUGCCCCAUUGAAAGUGGAAAAGGCAGAGGCAGAAGCUUCUGCCCUGGCCGGAGAUCCCUGGGACGAGGGGUCCAGUGAGCUUUUCCCAACCACAGAGCCUGAGGAAACCUCAGGCUUCUCAGCUUCCUCUUCAUCUGGAGACCCCUCUGAGGAGAAGGGAACUCAUCGGCCGGCAGAGCAAAGCGCCCAGGGCAAACUGCCGUGCACGGAGACUGAGGAGGCUUCAAAGCACCUUCUGCAUAUCACGGCAGAGGAGCUGGAGGAGUUGGAGGAAGACAUCCUCUCCUCGCUGGAUCAAGAAAGCCCCUUGGUGCCGCACAGCAUUUGCAGCUGGAGCAAAGACUGUGCAGGAGAGAACGAACACCACUCACAGCUCGUGCCUCCUGACCUGUUUGAAGAGCUGUGGUCUCUCUUUAACAACAAGGACGUGCCAUGCUGGGACACUCGUGUAGACCGGUUAUUGGAAAAGUGGGAGGAAGAAGAGCUCCCUGACAGAGACACUGCAGGAGAGGGGGACAGUGAGCCAGAGGGUGAAUUGUGUCCUUCCCUGCAAGACAAAGAAGCGGAGCCAGCAGGUUCUCCUCUGGUCAGUGAUGCCUGUGAUGAGGGGCACAGCGAGGCUCUCCUCAGGGCAUCACCCGAAGAGGAAAAGACGUCAGCUUGUGUCUUGGCUGCAAAUCCCACGGAGGAAGCCGAUGCAGCAUGCAUGGAGGCUGUCUGUUCCCAGGCCAGCCUUGCCCAGGAAAAUCGGCGUGGCGCCGAGGAAAUGGCAGGGUCUUGCCCAGUGCCUGCUGUUGGCUUGUGUCUCGAAUGCAAAUCCCACGGAGGAAGCCGAUGCACCAUGCAUGGAGGCUGUCUGUUCCCAGGCCAGCCUUGCCCAGGAAAAUGGAAGAGGCAAAGACGUUGGCUUGUGUCUCGACUGCAAAUCCCACGGAGGAAGCCGAUGCAGCAUGCAUGGAGGCUGUCUGUUCCCAGACCAGCCUUGCCCAGGAAGAUUCCUGCCCACUGUCCCACAGCCCCCGGCCCCACGGCGAUGGCGCUCCAUCGUCAGGGGGGCCCGGCGGGCACUGAGGCGGCUUUUCUCCUUCAGCUGCCUCAGGGGACAACCAGAGGAGUGAGCCUGGCUGCUGGCACCAGGCAGAUCCCAAGAGAUGGCUGCUCACCCUCAUGCUACGAAGCUCCCAGAGUUCAAGAAACAGGAGGCUUGUAG
Ficedula albicollis (Collared flycatcher) is the source of this 2496-nucleotide messenger RNA. RefSeq lists its product as uncharacterized. The transcript has 3 exons. Bases 1 to 2496 code for a protein of 831 amino acids. The record is from RefSeq and is a predicted model, not a curated record. NCBI's taxonomy places the organism in Eukaryota, Metazoa, Chordata, Aves, Passeriformes, Muscicapidae.